AUGACGAUGACGAAGACGACGAGCGGCGGCAGUAAAAUCCUGGUGAUCGGCGGCACGGGGACCAUCGGGCGGCACAUCGUCGCGGCGAGCCUCGAGGCCGGCCACCCGACGCUCGUGCUCGUGCGCCGCUCGCCGGCGCCCGCCGCCGCCGCCGCCGGCGUCGACCCCGACAAGGCCAAGCUCCUGGCGUCUCUCGAGGCCAGCGGAGCCACCCUUGUCUACGGCGACAUGAACGACCACGAGAGCUUGGUGGCGGCGAUCAAGCGGGCGGACGUCGUGAUCUCCGCCGUCGGCCACCGUGGGACGGUGGAGCUCGACGGCCAGCUUAAGGUCGUCGACGCCAUAAAGGAAGCCGGAAAUAUUAAGAGAUUCGUGCCGUCGGAGUACGGGUGCGACGUGGAGCAGGCGGAGGCGGCGACCCUGGAGCCGGCGAGGAGCAUCAUCGCCGCCAAGGUCCGCGUCCGCGAGGCCGUCAGGGCCGCCGCCAUCCCCCACACCUUCAUCUGCAGCUACUGGGCCCACGGCUUCAUGCUCCCCCGCCUCGGCGACCCCCUCGUCGACCGCCCUCCGGCCACCGCCGCCGUCGUCUACGGCGACGACACCCAGCGAGCCAUUUUCGUGGACGAGAAGGACAUGAGCGCGGUGGCGAUAAGGGCCGUGGACGACGAGCGGGCGCUGAACAAGAUCCUGUACGUGCGGCCGGCGGCGAACAAGCUGUCGCUGGGCCAGCUCGUCCGCCUCUGGGAGAAGAAGUCCGGCAGCACCCUCGAGAAACUCUACGUCUCCGACCAGCAGCUGGCCAAGAAAGUGCAAGAGUCUCCGUUCCCGGUGAACUUCCAGCUGGCGAUGGUGCACUCGACGCUGGUGGCCGGCGUGUGCGAGCAGGCCAUCAACCCGGCCGUCGGGGCGGAGGCGACGGAGCUCUACCCGGACAUGGACUUCCUCACCGUCGACGACUACCUCGACGGCCUCCUCUCAAUCUAGAUCGAUCCAUCCAUCCAUCCAUGAUCCAUCCUUCGUUCAUGCAGGCCCACUUCUAUAUACACGCGUGUCGUAGUACAUAUAUAUGUACUUAAUUUCUUUCGUGCGUCCACGUCAUUUAAUUAAUUAAGCCAGUAAGCCUCACGGACUGCUGUUAAUUUGCCAUGCAUGGACCAAACAUGAGCUAGCACACGGGAAACAAUUUAUAGCACACGAUCGACUUCGAUCAGUGUAAUGUAAUCCGUUACUGUUUUAUUAUCGGAAUGUGUCUACAGUUUCAAUCAUCACUUUCAUAUUUGGAUGAUGAUAUACAGAGGUUUGUCCCCAAAGAGACAAAAUAUUUG
Molecule: messenger RNA, 1325 nt
Organism: Oryza brachyantha (malo sina)
Lineage: Eukaryota; Viridiplantae; Streptophyta; Magnoliopsida; Poales; Poaceae
Product: isoflavone reductase homolog IRL-like
Exons: 5
Coding region: 1-984 (327 amino acids)
Molecular function (GO): oxidoreductase activity
Source: RefSeq, a predicted model, not a curated record